AUGGCUGCAGCAGUGGAGAUCAUCAAGAGCAUCAAGGAGGAGAUAAAGUUGGCAACGGAGAGCCUUCCAGCGGUGAGGUACAACUCAAGAAUGCUGCAGUUUCUAUGUCAGCAGCUGGGCAAAGUCAAGGACGCCCUUCUAAAUCCGGCCAUGAGCAUGACAGAAAAGGCUUUGGGCGACCUGAAGGAUGCCGUGGAGCAGGGUUCGCACCUCGUUCGGCGGCAUGCCGAAGUAUUCAAGGUGGAGAAUUUCUACAAGAUCAAAGAUGUGCGGCACAUGGUCCAGAUGACGUGCGAGAAACUUGCCACAUGCUUUGACCAUUUGCGUAUGCAGCAGCAGGUGGAUGUGCAGGUCAGCAUGAGUGAGGACAUCGUGCAGGAUGACAGGAACUACAUGUACUGGUACCUGACCUGCAUACUGGAAGGCAAGAGGGUGGACAGGCAGCUCCCCGACAGGCUGAAGAUGGAGCUGGAAAUGCAAAUCAGCGACCACAGAUGUUAUAUGAAGUAUGUGAACUGGAUUGAGGAAAGAAAACUUGAGAAGAGGGGGAGGAUCGGUGCAGGUGGCGAGGGAGACAUCGAAAUGGCAUUGUGGAAUGGCCACACAGUGGCUGUGAAGACUCACCGGAAAGAUCUCAGCCCUGAGGCACGUGCAGAAUUCAUCACUGAGGUUGAAAUCCACACCCGAAUGAAUCACCCCAACGUCGUCCGCUGCUGGGGAGCCACACCAUCCAAUGCGAUCGUCAUGGAGCUGGCUGAAUUCGAUUUGGAAAGGUUGUUGGAAAAGCAAGGCCCUGCUCAGCCCUGGCAGUGGAAGGUGGGCACGAUGAAGAGCGCCUCCGCAGGCCUCAGGUACCUGCAUGACAACCGGGUGGUCCACAGGGAUGUCAAGUGCUCCAAUUUCUUGGUGUUCAACGUGGACAGGGCCAGUGGCCCGAUCAUCAAGAUCGGCGACUUCGGGCUCGCACUUGCGAAGACGGAAACGAGGUCCAAGACGGCCAGGCCGCUGAUGGGCACACUCCUUUGGAUGGCCCCUGAGAUUCAUGACGGCCAACCACACAGCUUCAGGUCCGACGUGUUCAGCUUCGGGCUGGUGCUGUACAUGAUCGCCUCAGGCUGCCAGCCUUAUGGGGGAAUCAGCCACCAUGAGCAGCUGCUAAAGGGGAAGAAGAAGAAGAAGGGCCAUGGGCCAUGCUUGCUGCCCAACGACUGCCCGAAAAGGCUGGCAGAUCUCCUGGGCGAGUGCAUAUCGGUGGACAGCCGAGAGCGGCCCACAAUGGCAAAGGUAGACAGCAACUUGCAAAAGAUCCUGGAAGAGUGCCAGCGUACUCCAGCAACCACGUCAACGAGUGAAGACGUUGAAAUGGAGGAGGCUCCCACGAGAAGCGAUUGUUCGUACUAG
Ostreobium quekettii is the source of this 1401-nucleotide messenger RNA. NCBI's taxonomy places the organism in Eukaryota, Viridiplantae, Chlorophyta, Ulvophyceae, Bryopsidales, Ostreobiaceae. The record is from the annotation of a GenBank genome assembly.